GGAACGUUUCCCGCCAUUUAUUCUCUCAGCCUCCAUCUAAACCCCACACUUUCCCUCUCUGCAAAACCUUAGCUAAGCCCCUGUCUCCACCGGCCCUGCCCACAAUGGUGGAUACUCCGAGGAGAAACCUCCGAUCCCCUUCAAAGAAACCCAAGCAAACUUCUCCUUCCUCAAUCUCUCUCACCCCUCAAACCCCACAAGCUGUUGACCUUCCUCGCCGAUCGUCUCGUCGAUUAUCUCUUAAGCUUGAUCAGAUUUCCACCCCUCAAAAUAUCAUUUCACGACUUGAAAAUCCCAACAACGAUUCAUUGGUGGAAGAAUUUGAAAAACCUCAAAAAUUAGUUAAGGAUUCUUCAAGAGCCCGAAGAAAUUCAAGGAAAAAUGAAUCUUCAAAGACCCCAGAAAUCAAGAGAGAUUAUGAAUCCGCAAAAACGCCAAAAUCGAGUACUAAAGUGGUUGAGGUUUCAUUCUCUCCUGUUUCACCAGAUUACCAGGAGACAAAGAAGAGGAAACGGCGUGAAGAGAAGGUGAUAACAAGAGCAUUGGCAUCAAAGAAUACAAAAAGUGAGCAAAAGAGCAAUAUGAAGAGGGUUUAUUAUAAGAAAGUGCUGUACGAUGGUGGGGAAUUUGGAAUAGGGGAUGAUGUGUAUGUGAAAAGAAGAGAGGAUGCCAGCUCUGAUGAUGAGGUCCCGGAAGUGGAGGAGUGUAGAAUGUGCUUCAAAGCAGGGAAAGCGGUAAUGAUUGAGUGUGAUGGCUGUUUAGGUGGUUUUCAUUUGAAAUGCUUGAAGCCUCCUCUAAAGGACGUCCCAGAAGGGGAUUGGACUUGCGGGUUCUGCGAGGCCAGGAAAUUGGGUAUGAAGGUUGAGUUGCCAGCGCCGCCUAAGGGGAAAAGACCUGCUCGAACUUUGAGGGAGAAGCUUCUCUCUAGUGACUUAUGGGCUGCUCAUAUUGAGAGCAUAUGGAAGGAGGUGGAUGGCAGCUAUUGGUUUAAGGGGCGAUGGUAUAUGAUUCCAGAAGAAACUAAUGCUGGAAGACAGCCUCAUAAUUUGAGGAGGGAGCUUUAUAGAACAAAUGAUUUUGCUGACAUUGAGAUGGAAUCUAUUAUUCGGCAUUGCUUUGUUAUGAAUCCUAAGGAAUAUGCAAAGGCAAGUAAUGCAGGAGAUGAUAUUUUCUUGUGUGAGUAUGAAUAUGACAUUCAUUGGCACACUUUCAAGCGAAUGGCUGAGAUUGAUAAUGAUGAAGAGGAUGGUGAAGAUGCUGAUAGUGAUGAAGACUGGGGUACUUCCAAGGAUGAGGAAUCUUGUUCAGAUGAAGACAUCGAGUAUGAAAAGGAAAGUGUGAAGAACUUACAAGCUAGAACAUCCUCAGCUCAUGGGUUGGCUGCUAACUCUCGCAAAGGCCAGUUCUUUGGACUUCAGAAGAUAGGGACAAAGAGAAUCCCACAACAUGUGCGAUGCCAUAAGAAGACUGAACUGGAGAAAGCAAAAGAAACACUUCUGUUGGCCAUGUUGCCAAAGUCUCUACCUUGUAGGAAUAAAGAAAUGGAAGAGAUGACUGCAUUUAUAAAAGGUGCCAUCUGCGAUGAUCAAUGUCUAGGGCGCUGCCUUUAUGUUCAUGGUGUUCCUGGAACUGGCAAGACAAUGAGUGUACUUGCGGUGAUGAGGAACCUAAGGUCUGAAGUUGAUGCAGGAAGUAUAAAACCAUAUUGUUUUGUCGAGGUUAAUGGUCUAAAGUUAGCAUCACCAGAGAAUAUUUACAGGGUUAUAUACGAAGCAUUAAGUGGACACAGAGUCAGCUGGAAAAAGGCUCUCCAUUUGCUGAAUGAACGAUUCUCGGGUGGAAAGAAAGUGGCAAAAGGAGAUGACCGACCUUGUAUUCUGCUUAUUGAUGAACUUGAUCUGCUUGUAACCCGAAAUCAGUCGGUUCUGUACAAUAUUCUUGACUGGCCUACUAAGCCACAUUCGAAAUUGAUUGUCAUAGGAAUUGCAAAUACUAUGGAUCUUCCUGAAAAGUUGCUUCCUCGUAUUUCAAGCCGUAUGGGUAUGCAAAGGCUUUGUUUUGGACCCUAUAAUUAUCAGCAGCUUCAGGAAAUCAUUUCAAGUCGGCUUAAAGGAAUUGAUGCAUUUGAAAAGCAAGCUAUAGAAUUUGCUUCAAGGAAGGUAGCAGCUAUUUCAGGAGAUGCACGUCGUGCUCUGGAGAUAUGCAGGCGUGCAGCAGAAAUUGCUGACUAUCAUCUUAAGAAAUUAAAUUCAUAUUCCGACUCAACUCCUGCAGGAAAAGGCCUUGUUGGUAUGUCAGAGGUUGAGGCAGCUAUCCAGGAAAUGUUCCAGGCACCACACAUUCAAGUGAUGAAGAAUUGUUCUAAACACAGCAAAAUUUUCUUGACAUCUAUGGUGUAUGAGCUCUAUAAAACAGGGAUGAGUGAAACAACCUUUGAAAAGUUGGCAAUUACUGUUUCAUGUAUGUGUACUAGCAACGGAGAAGCAUUUCCUGGUUGGGACACUCUCUUAAAAGUUGGAUGCAUGCUAGGUGAAAGCAGAAUAAUUCUGUGUGAAAAUGGAGCUAGGCACAGGUUGCAGAAGUUGCAGCUCAAUUUUCCAAGCGAUGAUGUGGCCUUUGCAUUGAAAGGCAGCAAGGAGCUACCUUGGUUGGCUAAGUAUUUAUGAUCUGAGAACAAAGAGAACUCCAUUCCCUUCAUUAAAAUGAGCAAUUUAAAUUUUUUAUUUCUCGUAUUCUCAAAUUUUAAUUGCUACAAUACAUGUUUACUUCAAUUCCGGCAACGUAGAACUGUAUUUUCUUGAGAACUGUAGUUCCUUUUGGUUUUCAAUUGACUGUUUUAUUUUUGAAUGUUUAAAUACUUGUCCGUGUCUUCGAAUUUUUCCA
This is a messenger RNA of Manihot esculenta (cassava), 2883 nucleotides long. RefSeq names its product origin of replication complex subunit 1B. Gene Ontology annotation, molecular function: DNA replication origin binding; ATP binding; ATP hydrolysis activity. The record is from RefSeq and is a predicted model, not a curated record. Bases 105 to 2666 code for a protein of 853 amino acids. Lineage: Eukaryota; Viridiplantae; Streptophyta; Magnoliopsida; Malpighiales; Euphorbiaceae. The transcript is spliced from 16 exons. Gene Ontology annotation, cellular component: nuclear origin of replication recognition complex. Gene Ontology annotation, biological process: mitotic DNA replication checkpoint signaling; DNA replication initiation.